This is a messenger RNA of Venustampulla echinocandica, 2952 nucleotides long. RefSeq lists its product as uncharacterized. The record is from RefSeq and is a predicted model, not a curated record. The transcript is spliced from 3 exons. Lineage: Eukaryota; Fungi; Ascomycota; Leotiomycetes; Helotiales; Pleuroascaceae. Bases 1 to 2952 code for a protein of 983 amino acids.
AUGAGUAAAUCAGAGAAAGCUUUUUACUUCCCCACCAGUUGGGAAGCGGGCGAUGAGCAACCUAACACAACUCGCUCUGCAGGCACAAAUCCCCAUUCCAGCGGCAGAGCGAGUCCUUUCCCAGGCGGCGAUGCGAGAAGCAACCCACCUCCUCCGUCUGGGAAUACACCUGGGAAGCAAGCAGACUAUAAUCUCGACCCUACAUCUUCCUCUAGCACCCAAGAGGCACCAUCAACUGAUGUCAUGGAACAUGUUGAAGUCCCUAUUGCCUCAUCUUCCUCCUCUCAACCAACCCCGGAGAACCCCCCAUCUACUGUCCCAAAGCGCGAAAGCCAAAGUACAAACCCAACGGCGGCAGAGUUCAGAGAUACAGAAACCACCACACCAUUAACCAGAGCUCCCUCAAAAGCCUCCAUUAAGGCGAGCAGUUCAAACCUCAACGUUAGCACGCUGGGUCUUCCAACUCAAGCACCAACACCAACACCCUUCCCAACUCCAGCUACUGGGUCAUCCAACCCGGUAUCGACCCACCCUAUCCCCAUCCAGACAAUCCCCGCAACGCCUAGAGAGCCUGAUAUGACAACGACUAGGCCGCAGGAGCAGCUACCUGCCCUUUUUGCGGGGCUUAAAGUGAGCUUGCUCGAUUUACCUGCCGCCAAGGAGGGGGAUAACACAGCGGCACUUUUUGGUGGAAGAGCAGAGGAAAAUCAGUCUAGGGGUGAAAACAUGGAAACAACGCAAGAGGAGAAAUUUACUACUGCUACCACCGAGAGUUCAACUCUCGGAGUCGUAGAGGUUGAUGAACUAGAUAGCAGGAAACAGAAUAAUGACGCCGAGGAAUGGGAGGAGCAGGCAGAGCGGGAUAACAAGCCUCAGCACACGUUGGCUGAUAGUUUAAUCUUGGGAGAUGCAAACAGUAAAGAGAUUGACAACUCAACCCCCGAUUACCCUACUUACACCAAAGGCUUCUCGCCCAACAUCGCACCCCCUGCGAACUACAAGGCACCUUUCUCCAAAACCGAUCUAUUACUUAGUGACACGACUCAGCCUGAGUAUUUGAACGCGCUAUUCUUGGCUAUCCACAAAUCAGUCCUCGAGGACCAGCGCAGAAUGGCAUUUGAGUAUACAAGAGCUCUAAACACGGCCCCAGGGUCUAAGAUGAUACCGGAAGAUGUAGCUAGAUUCAAGGAAUACGCCAGAGGAAGAGACGAUGAUGAAUCUGUCUUGCUCGGCCAGCGCGCCAUUGAGGUUAUGGGAAAUGAACAACUCAACCUGGUCGCCGAGAUACUAAGGCGAGAGGAUACGUCUACUAAAAUUCAGCCAAAGCUCAUGGCUAACGAGGUGUUGAAUCAUGCAUUAUUCGAUGAGAAUAACAGACUACGCCAGGAACUUGUAAAAUCAGAACAUGGGCGAGAGGGUCAUGCCAAGAGGAAGGAAGAGCUGCUGGGAGAGCUCGAGCGAACAGAGAACGAUAAGUGGGCGGCGUUGGCACAUAAUAGGAGGUUAGAAGAACAGCUUAAGGAAAUUGCUAAAUCUUCAAACGAGAAAGUCGGCAAACAGAAAGCCGAGGAGCAGGUAGUUGAGGAGGAAGUCGACGAGCAGGGUCAUAUAUUAUUCUAUCAGAAUAAUAGUCUGCGCCAAGAACUCAUAAAAGCAGAAUAUAACCAAGAUUAUUAUACUAAGUGGAAGCACGAGUUGCUGGUAGUGCCCGAGAGGAUAGAGGAUAAAUGGGCGGCAUUGGAAAAUAGUAGGAGGCUAGAAGAAGAGCUUAAGGAAAUUACUAAAGAUUCGAACGAGAAAGUUGGCAAACAGAAAGCCGAGGAGCAGGAUAUCAACGAGCAGGAGUAUGUACUAUUCCAUGAGAAUAACAAACUCCGCCAAGAACUCGCAAAAUCAGAAUUUGAGCGACAGGGUCAUGCCAAGAGGAAGGAAGAGCUGCUGGUAGAGCUCGAGAGGACAGAACAGGAUAAAUGGGCGGCAUUGGCAAAGAUUAGGAAGCUAGAAGAACAGCUGAAGGUAAAAGCUUCCAACGAGAAAGCCGAGCAUCAGAAAGUCGAGGAGGAAAAGAUAACCAUACAUGGCGAGACAGAGAAGGAGAGCGGAACGCUAGUAAAAGAGCCAGCCUUGACAGAUUUGCUAGCACAAUUCUUUGAACCAGGUACGACUGGCAAGAAAGAUAACAAACAGGUCGGCAAAGCAGGGCAUAUAGACCAAGUAGGAAUGGAAAGGCUUAAGCAAGAAACCAUGGCCUUUCACGGGGAUGAACGAAGCUCGAUGCUGUUUAACCAGCGAUAUUCGGACUCAAAUACGGGGAGCGGGAAUCGGUCAGCGUCAUUGGAAGUCGAACAAGGAGAUCUAUCCAAGCUAAAAGAGCAGCAAUUAGAAUCCCACAGCAGCGGUAAAGGGCGAGUAACUGCAGAAAGCGUCGACUUCGCUAUCCUGCGGUGCGAGGUAGCAUUACAGACUAUGGCAUACGAACGUGCCUUGCAUGGUUGUACGGACCUUGAUGGGCUUGCCGCCAUCGGCGCGGCCGAGGACGCCAUCCAGAUGAGCAGAGAGCUGCAGGAGCCAGAAUGGGCCAGUUGUAUGGCCCGGAGUCGUUUCUGGGCUGGAAUUGCUAACUUUUAUGGAAAUCGCUUUAGAGAGGCUCAGAUGAACCUAGAGUGGUUCUUGGGCAGAGAGUGGUGUGUAGAUGCGCUUGAUCCAGAGAGAGAAGGAAAAUGGCUUCAUGAUUGGAUUGACCUUGAGGCGACGAGCCCGUCGGAAGAUCCAGAUGAUUAUCGGUGGGGAAUAAGCAGACCGGAGGUAGGACAAACCAAAAGAGGUCCUGAUGUGCUCGUCAACGAUCUUGACUGGGGUUUGAGUAGCCAGGGAGGAAGCGAACAUGAUGAGAUCAGAGGACGAACAAAAUCGCGACCGGUAUCAUGGGACACCAUUCCUGUCCUUGAUUAA